AUGUCGAAAUCCACCAUCUCCACAAUUGUACAACGAAAAGAUUUGUAUACGGAAGCUAGUGUUGCUAAAGGUGUUACUCAAAUUAGUAAGUCCCGAUCAACAGUGUUAGAGGAGGUAGAAAAGCUAUUAUUAGUGUGGAUAAACGAAAGGCAGAUGGCAGGCGAUAGCCUAUCUGAGUCAAUCAUUUGUGAAAAAGCUAGGGCUAUAAAUGCAGAUCUGUUAAAGGAUAAGCCAUCAACAAGUGAUAGUGGUGAAACAUUUCGUGCCAGUAAGGGGUGGUUUCACAAUUUUAAAGCAAGAACUGGGAUUCAUAGCGUAGCUAGGCAUGGUGAAGCAGCCAGUGCUGAUAAAAGGGCUGCUGAAAAUUACAUACGGCACUUUGAAAUGAUAACAAAGAGAAAUGGCUUUUGCUCUCAUCAAGUUUUUAACUGUGAUGAAACUGGGCUUUUCUGGAAGAAGAUGCCCUGGAGAACAUACAUUACCCAGGAAGAGCGGAAAAUGCCUGGCCACAAGCCUAUGAAGGAUAGGCUAACCUUGUUGUUAUGUGCCAAUGCGAGUGGUGACCUAAAGAUAAAGCCUCUCUUGGUUUAUUACUCUGAGACCCCUAGAGUGUUCAGAAAACAUACAGUCAUGAAGAAUAGGUUAGGGGUCAUGUGGAGAUCUAAUGCAAAAGCCUGGGUAACAAGAGUGCUUUUUCUUGAGUGGAUCAGGGAGGUUUUCCGUCCUACUGUUAAGAAAUAUCUAGAGGACAAAGACUUACCACUCAUGGCUCUCCUAAUCAUGGACAAUGCUCCUGCUCACCCCAGAGACUUGGAAGAAGAUUUGGCUGAAGAAUUCCCAUGGCUUACAGUAGAUUUCCUCCCACCUAAUACAACUCCUCUACUGCAGCCUAUGGACCAGCAGGUUAUAGCUAACUUUAAGAAGCUAUACACCAAGGAACUAUUCCAGAAGUGCUUCCAGAUGGUCUCAGAUACAGAUUUGACUCUUACAGAGUUCUGGAAGAAACAUUACAAUAUCCUUUCCUGUGUGGGGUUAAUAGAGAAAUCCUGUGCCAAUGUCUCUCUGAGGACACUAAGAUCUGCCUGGAAGAAAGUGUGGCCUAAAAUUAUAGAGGAGAGAGACUUUGAAGGCUUUGUAGAGGAGCCUGAGCCUGCAACUGACCCUGUGGUUGAUGACAUUGUCACUGUAGCUGAGUCCAUAUGCUUGCAGGUUGACAGUGGUGAUGUUGAGGAACUGGUGGAGGAACACUCAGAGGAAUUGUCUACAGAGGAACUUCAGCAACUUCUGGCUGAGCAACAGAGAAUGGCAGCUGAGCAGAUUUCUGAAGAGGAGGGGGAGGAUCAACAAUCAGUGCAGCAAAUGUCCUCUUCUGAAAUAAAGGACAUUCUGAAAAAAUGGACAGAGCUACAAACACUUGUAGAGAAGACCCACCCAGACAGAGAAAAAGCUAAUCGUUGCAUUAACUUGCUUAAUGACAAUGUCAUGUCAUACUACAGAACUGUGUUGAAGAAAAGACAGAAACAGACAACCUUAGACCAGUUUUUAUUUCCGAAAAGGUUGAGACCUAGUGAGCCAGAAGCAGGUGCUAGUGGGCUACAGCCUCUCCCAAGGAGAGAAAGGACACCAGGGAGCCAAAGCCCUGAUGUUCUUAUGGAAGGGACUCUCCUUCCAAACAAUAACCACCUUCUAUUUCAUUCUCCUCCUGCUCCGUUCCUGCAAGCUAAAGAUGUCAACUUAAAUGGUUCACAGUGCCUUGCUGAUCAUUUGAUUAAACUUCCCAGAUGCUAUGCUAGUAAUUCAAAACUAGCCUUUGCAUGGCACAAAGAUAAGAAAACUCUCAAACUUGCCACCACGAAGCAUCACUUGGGCCUUAAAAAUAGUGCUAAAAGCGUUAGUUCCGAGCAUCACUUGGGCAGCUGUUUAGACUUGUCUUGUGGAAGACCCAAGGAUUACGAGGGCUGUAAAAGUGCCAACAGUGUUAGUAUUAAGCGUUGCUUCAGAAAUGAUGGAGGCGUUUCUUGCGUAGGCCCAAGUGUUACUCAGGCAAUGGUGCAGACACAUCUUCUCUUAGCCUCAUAG
Molecule: messenger RNA, 2079 nt
Organism: Polypterus senegalus (gray bichir)
Lineage: Eukaryota; Metazoa; Chordata; Cladistia; Polypteriformes; Polypteridae
Product: tigger transposable element-derived protein 1-like
Exons: 3
Coding region: 1-2079 (692 amino acids)
Cellular component (GO): nucleus
Molecular function (GO): DNA binding
Source: RefSeq, a predicted model, not a curated record